AUGCAACUGUUGGUGCUGUUUGCAUUCUGCUGCCUGGCUGCCGCCUUGGAAGCAACACAAAAACCGGAGGCAACUUUUCUGCCACGCUACACGCUGCUGUCCGAGAGCAAGAAGGAUGAACAGCAACUGGAUCGUCAGCAAUCCAACAACGAACAGCAACCUUGGCGGCGUCUUUCGUACUCCAACUACGGCAACAAUUGGCCAGCAACUGCUCCAGCUGCCCUCCUCGGUCCCGGACUCCUGCUGCUGGGCGUUAAUCUGGGAGCGCUGCUUUAUAUGCUGCUGGGCUUGCUGGGAUUGGCGCCUACACAACGCUUGGGCGCUUGGCAAGCAGCCGAGUUUUAUCGCAAUGAUAGACGUGAACAGUUGGGAGCUGGCAAGGAAGCGGAUAUGUAUUUGUUAAACUAA
Drosophila nasuta is the source of this 408-nucleotide messenger RNA. RefSeq lists its product as uncharacterized. The record is from RefSeq and is a predicted model, not a curated record. Lineage: Eukaryota; Metazoa; Arthropoda; Insecta; Diptera; Drosophilidae. The transcript has a single exon. Bases 1 to 408 code for a protein of 135 amino acids.